Molecule: messenger RNA, 1014 nt
Organism: Ceraceosorus bombacis
Lineage: Eukaryota; Fungi; Basidiomycota; Exobasidiomycetes; Ceraceosorales; Ceraceosoraceae
Source: the annotation of a GenBank genome assembly
AUGGCCUGGCUCAGCGGAUCAGCGACCAACAGCGGUUUGAUCAACAAUCUGGUGUCGAACAAGUUGAUUCGCUCUCCCAUCGUCAAAGAAGCGAUGCUCAAGACGGAUCGACUUCACUAUAUGCCUCGAACCUCUUCGGAAAGCCUAGGCAAGUCGAACGCGUCUCAUCGAGAGGCGUACGACGAUUCUCCCCAAGGAAUCGGAUACGGAGCAACGAUCAGCGCACCUCAUAUGCACGCAUUGCUAGCAGAUCUGCUUGUCCCUUUUCUGAAUCCAUCCGCUGCCGAUCGUGCUCCUGCUGGUCUGGAUGCGACAGCCAAGGACAAAACGCCCACCUCGCUCGGCACGGGAUGCGGCAAGGUGCUAGAUAUUGGCUCAGGAUCUGGCUACCUUCUCAGUGUCCUCUUCCGAGCUGGCGCUUCCCAGGCAAUAGGCAUCGAGCACAUCUCCGAGCUCGUCGACAUCUCAAAGGCGAACAUCCGUAGGGAUGGACUGGCUGAUGAUCUGGACAGGUCAACCGUACAAGUCCACUGCGGCGACGGCAGAUUAGGUGAGCGAGCAGCGGCUUCUUCGUCAUGUCGAUCGUGUGCCGUCAUUCUGGCGAACAAUGACUCACUCGCACCUCCUGCUUCCGGUCAUCCGCCGAUGACUAGGCUAUCCCGCUCUAGGCCCCUACUCGGCCAUCCACGUAGGCGCAGCAGCAGACGGUGAUGUGCCUCAACCCUUGCUGGACCAGCUCGCUUCGCCAGGCCGCAUCGUGUGUCCGGUACAGAAUCUGAGCGGCGACCAGUAAGCAGCGACGUGCGGUCGUCGAGAUGCGUCUGCCUUCACGAUGGCGCACUCGAGCAUCCAAAUCGAGAGUUUAGCGCACUCACACUUCACCCUCACGUGCGCCGCAAUCACAGGCAGAUCAUACAGAUCACCCGCGACGAAGAUGGCAAUAUGACAAGAGAAGCGCUCAUGGGCGUCCGAUAUGUUCCGCUAUGCGACGAGCAGAAACAACGACGAUACUGA